UCCUAGUGACGCUUUGCUUUUCUUCUGCUCUUGGUGAGAAAGUGCCUCCUUCUUCCCAGGACCAGGACCUCUGCCAUCCAGCGCCACAAAGAGACAUUCUGCACACACACACUCACACACGCACACACACACUUGCCCAGAGACAAACUUAAGGUGAGGGGGAAAAGCGCUAGCUUCACUUCAUCUCCGGGCUCCAACUUCAGCAGGACUUGAGAGCAUCUGCGCUUCUGGAUUUCAGAACAAGUGAAGAAGAUUCUCUGGGCUACAAAGAUGAAGAGUCUACUUAUUCUGGUGCUGAUUUCAAUCUGCGGGGCUGAUCACCGUUCAGACAACUACACUCUAGAUCACGACAGAGUUAUUCACAUCCAAGCGGAAAAUGGCCCCCGUCUACUCGUGGAAGCAGAACAAGCCAAGGUGUUCUCACAUAGAGGUGGCAAUGUUACACUGCCAUGCAAAUUUCUUCGAGACCCUACAGCAUUUGGCUCAGGAACCCACAAAAUCCGAAUCAAGUGGACCAAGCUAACUUCAGAUUACCUCAAGGAAGUGGACGUUUUUGUUUCCAUGGGAUACCACAAGAAAACCUAUGGAGGCUACCAGGGGAGAGUGUUUCUGAAGGGAGGAAGUGAUAACGAUGCUUCUCUGGUGAUCACAGAUCUCACCCUGGAUGAUUAUGGGAGAUAUAAGUGUGAGGUGAUUGAAGGACUAGAAGAUGAUACUGCUGUGGUAGCAUUAGACUUACAAGGUGUGGUAUUCCCUUACUUUCCACGACUGGGUCGCUACAAUCUCAAUUUUCACGAGGCACAGCAGGCUUGUCUGGACCAGGAUGCUGUGAUUGCCUCCUUCGACCAGCUGUACGAUGCCUGGCGGGGCGGGCUGGACUGGUGCAACGCCGGCUGGCUCAGCGAUGGGUCUGUGCAGUACCCCAUCACAAAGCCGAGAGAGCCCUGCGGAGGCCAGAACACAGUGCCUGGAGUCAGGAACUACGGGUUUUGGGAUAAAGAAAAAAGCAGAUAUGAUGUUUUCUGUUUUACAUCCAACUUCAAUGGCCGUUUUUACUACCUGAUCCACCCCACCAAGCUGACCUAUGAUGAAGCGGUGCAGGCGUGUCUCAAAGAUGGUGCUCAGAUUGCAAAAGUGGGCCAGAUAUUUGCUGCCUGGAAACUUCUGGGAUAUGACCGCUGCGAUGCGGGCUGGUUGGCGGAUGGCAGUGUCCGCUACCCUAUCUCUAGGCCAAGAAGGCGCUGCAGUCCCACUGAGGCUGCAGUGCGCUUCGUGGGGUUCCCAGACAAGAAGCAUAAGCUGUAUGGUGUCUACUGCUUCAGAGCAUACAAUUGAGCGUGCCCCUAGCGCACGUCUGUUUUCAAGUCAUUGAGAACAUGUGAAAGGUUUUAUUUCAAUAUGAACUCGUGCAAGUUACCAAAACUGUGAGAACCCUUUUUUACUUACUGUAAAGAGUCAUUUUCAUAAAGACCAAUUCAUUAAUUUGUUUUUGUAAAGCGAUCAUUCAAUAUAUAUUAUAAAUUAAUAUAAUUUUAAGGGAAGCUCCACAAAAGGAGGCUUUGGAGCCAAACUGUUUAGGCUACACCGUCCCAGUGAAGUAUCCUUUCAUGAAAGGGGCACGCAAUAGUUGAAAAUUGCCAGGAUUCAAUUAAGGAAAGUAAAGCUACUCAGAGCAGCAGCUUCCACAAGCACAAAUUUUACACAUUUGUACAAUUUUGAAAUGUACUGCGAUAAACAAAUUAGAGCGACAGAUUUGAAAUACAGGCUUCUUUACCAUAAACCGAGAUUCUGAGAGGUUGCACAAAACUCAGUUUCACAAGGGAACAAUCCACACUUUUCUAAAAGUUAAUAUUUCAAAUCUCCGAUAGACAGAAUAUUUUACUCUUUAAAAUCCUGCCUUUUUGACCAAAAUACGAAAUUCAUAGGAACUCCAAUGCAUAGAAACAAGCACAGUUAAAACUCCUUAACAACCCCGUUGAUAUGAAGUAAGAAACUUAAACAAGCAGAUAAUAUUUAACCAAUGAGAGAUUCCUACAUUCUUCUAAUUAAAAUUACACAUGCCUGAGAAGAAUCGUUUUAUCUUUCAAGUAGCUUUACUGAGUUCUAUUUAAAUUCUAAGGGCCGUUUGCUAAGCAGCAUUUAGCAUCUACUCAGGGCAGUUAUAUAGAUAAACUGCUGGACAGAAAAAGUGUAAAAUUUAGCAGCUUGACUUUAUGUUAGCCUAUGAAAUGUUACUGUCCUAUAAAAAUAACUUUAUUUAAUAUUUCCUUAUUUACGUUACAUAAAAAAUUAAAUCAUAAAAGGAAUGAAUAACUAUACGUUUGUCUAACCAAGAAGAAAGGACCCAACUUUCAAAAUUCUUAUUAUUCCUAUUUGUAUAUACACUAGAAAGCACAACUAGUGCCUGUGUUUGGGGAAAAAAGUCAACAAAGUAGUUCUAAACCUCCCUCCAUAUAGAAAAUGUGGUCGAUGAUGUCACUUUCCUUGCUGACCAUCAUUAGUCUUAAGUGAAAUGCUGAAGCUGUUAUCACAGAGUUUACACUAAAAUCUUCAGGGCUUUAAGUGAAAAGGUAAGGCCAGCUUCAGAAAAACAACUUUCCGUAUUAGCAGCUCCAAUCUUAAAUAAAGCUCUGUUUUCCUAUAUUUCUAUGACUGUUGAGACCCCACAGGGACCAAUAUUUGUAUUCAAAUUACAUUUCAUGGUUUCCCAUUGUUUUACAAUGAGUUCUAAUAAAUGGGAUUUAGUAUAAGAAUCCAAGUAUGACAUAGCUGGUAUGCUUUCAUGAAUGUUUUUAUGUAGAUUUUCCUCCCAUGAACAUGAGUAAAUAAAUCUGUUUCCUGAAUUGAUUGUGGUUGCAUUUAAAGCUCUGUAAUAAUUCUAAUAAAUUUACUCUAUAAAUGUAGAGUUAUGUGUGUGGAAGGUAUAGAACAAUUGGAAGUCCAUGAAACCAUAACUAUAUUCAUACGUUAUCUAGACAAAAUAUUGUAAAUAAAAGUAGAUCACUUCUUUUAUCAAAAGCAUAUCUGGAAAUUUUCAGAUGCUUUAAUAUUAAAAGAUGACAAUAUAUGCAUGCACAUUUUUACAUUAGGUUGGAUAUGCAAACUAUACAAAAAUAUAAAUCCAAAGAGAUUGCGAGGUUUAACUCAAUCUCUGCUGAUGCAAAUAAAAUUCGAACUUCUAAAUUAAAAAUACUUGAAGGGUCUAGAAGAAGAUGAAGAUAUUAUUUAAAAAGGAGACCAGCUCCAAAGUAGCAACUCUAACACCUCAAAUAUGGGGAUUAGCUCAUUGGAGAUAGCCCAUAACUUGAACGAUUAUUACCCACGUUACAAGAAUUUUAUUGGAAAUGCAAGUGGGAACAAAUUUCUAUUGAAGCAGAUAUAAAAAUUUCAGUUAUUGCUGUAGAACUCUACCUUUAUAAUGUUAAGCAUAGUAGCAUUUCUUAACUUUUGAAUACUUACUAGUUUAGGAAUUGGUGCUGAUCAAAAUCUCUGGAGUGACUGUUAACUGAUUAAAAUCUAUACCAAUUGCA
This is a messenger RNA of Equus quagga, 3530 nucleotides long. It is a transcript of the gene HAPLN1, whose product is annotated as hyaluronan and proteoglycan link protein 1. The record is from RefSeq and is a predicted model, not a curated record. The transcript has 5 exons. The coding region runs from base 271 to 1335 and encodes 354 amino acids. Gene Ontology annotation, molecular function: hyaluronic acid binding. Gene Ontology annotation, biological process: cell adhesion. NCBI's taxonomy places the organism in Eukaryota, Metazoa, Chordata, Mammalia, Perissodactyla, Equidae.